Balaenoptera ricei (Rice's whale) is the source of this 2400-nucleotide messenger RNA. RefSeq names its product NACHT, LRR and PYD domains-containing protein 8-like. The record is from RefSeq and is a predicted model, not a curated record. Gene Ontology annotation, molecular function: ATP hydrolysis activity. Lineage: Eukaryota; Metazoa; Chordata; Mammalia; Artiodactyla; Balaenopteridae. Gene Ontology annotation, cellular component: cytoplasm. Gene Ontology annotation, biological process: regulation of inflammatory response.
AUGAGCGAUGUGAACUGGAGUUCUGACUCUUCCUCCUGCCCCUCCUCCUCUCCUUCCCCCCAUUCCUUCUCCUCUCACUCCCCUUCUUCCUUCUCAUCCUCUUCCUCCUCCACCUUCCCUUUCAAAGACGGAGUCAUGCUGUACAUGGUCUACUUAAGCAAGGAGAAUCUACAGAGGUUCAAGCAGCUUUUAGUGGAAGAGAGCCCCAGACCUGGCUCUCUCCAGAUCAGCUGGGACCAGCUGAAGACAGCCCGGUGUGGGGAGGUGGUUCACCUCCUAAUCGAGUACUUCCCUGGACGCCUAGCUUGGGAGGUGACUCACGACAUCUUCGCCAAGAUGAACCAGGCAGAACUGUGUCUUCGGGUACAGAUGGAGCUGAAAGACAUUUUACCUAACUUGGAACCAGAGGCCUUGAACCCAAGAGAAACACAAAUGAACUUGGAGGAAGAUGAGUCUGAUAAAUUACGGGAGUACAGACUACACUUGAUGAAUGAAUAUUCGACCCUAUGGAACAGGACCGCUUGGCCUGGGAACUACACGGACUUCUUUUACCAAGACCUACACAGAGAAGAGACAUUCUUACCCUGUCUACUUCUUCCCAGAAAACCUCAAGGAAGACAGCCCAAGACUGUGGUUCUUCAGGGGGUCGCCGGGGUUGGAAAAACAAGUCUGGCCAAAAAAGUGAUGUUAGAAUGGGCAGAAAACAAGUUCUACGCCCACAAGCUCUGGAACGUUUUCUACUUCCAUUGCCAGGAGAUGGGCCAGUUGGACGAGCAGAGCUUCGCUGAGCUCAUUGCACGCAAGUUGUCCGGGUCUCGGGCUCUGGCGUCCAAGAUCAUAUCCAAAGCAGACCAGCUUCUGCUCCUCUUUGAUGGCUUCGAGGAACUAACCUCAACCCUCAUAGAUAGACCAGAGGACCUGAGUGAGGACUGGAGCCAGAAGGUGCCCUGGUCUGUCCUCCUGACCAGUUUGCUGAGCAAAAGAAUGCUUCCCGGGGCCACGCUAAUCAUCUUCCUGAGGUUCACCUCUUGGAAGAACUUGAAUCCCUUUCUGAAAUGCCCAUCUCUGAUAACCCUUACAGGGUUUAGUGUGCCUGAGAGAUCCAGGUAUUUCAGGACGUACUUCAGAAACAAGAGCGAAGCUGAUGAAGCCUUGAGUUUUGUCAUGGGAAACACGAUUCUCUUCUCCAUGUGCCAGGUGCCUGUCAUCUGCUGGAUGGUAUGUUCUUGUCUGAAACAGCAGAUGGAGAGAGGAGCAAAUCUCCUGCACACAUUUCCAAACGCCACAGCUGUAUUCGUCCACUAUCUUUCCAGCUUGUUUCCAACCAGGGUUAGAAAUCUUUUCAAUAAGACUCACCAAGAACAAUUGAAAGGUCUGUGCUCCUUGGCCGCAGAGGGCAUGUGGGAAAGGAAAUGGGUGUUUAAUAAGAGAGAUCUCAGCCUGGCCAGACUGGAUGAAACGGACAUCGAGACUUUUCUCAGCGUGAAUAUUUUUCGAAGGGUGGUGGGCAACAAAGACCUUUACGCCUUUGUCCACUUGAGCUUUCAGGAAUUUUUUGCCACCUUGUUGUAUGUUCUCUGCUUCCCACGAAGACUCAGAAAUUUCCAUGUGUUGGACCGGUUCCAUGUCCUACGCCUGAUAGCACAUCCCGGAAGAAAGAGAAACCAUCUCGCUCAGAUGGCGCUUUUUUUAUUUGGCCUUUUAAACGACACAUGCGCUCUAGCCGUGGAGCAGGUGUUCAGAGGCAAGGUGUCCUUGGGCAACAAGAAGAAAUUGCUGAAAGUCGCAGCCCAGCGCCAUGAAUGUGACCCACCAACCCUGCACCACGGGGUCCCACAGCUAUUCAACUGUCUGCAUGAAAUCCGGGAGGAGGUAUUUGUGAGUCAGAUCCUAAACAACUGUCGUAAAGCUACUUUGGUCAUCAGCAGAAGCAAAGACGUGCAAGUGUCUGCCUUUUGCCUUAAGUUCUGUGGACGUUUGCAGGAGUUAGAGCUGACUGUCACCCUGAUCAUCACCAAAGCGAGCAGCCUCUACCCGGAUCCCCUUCCUGCCUCUGGACCAGAGGGCAGUGAUAGGUGUUAUCUCUGGUGGCAAGACUUCUGCUCUGUGUUUAGGACACAUGAGAGUUUGGAAGUCCUGGCUGUGACAAACAGUACUAUGGACCCUGAUUCAGUGAAGGUCCUUUCUACGGCACUGAAACAUCCACACUGUAAACUCCAAAACCUGAUCUUUAGGCAUGUGAGCCCCCUCGUGUUGAAUGAAGCCUUAAUCAGCAUUCUGGUGGAAAACCAGUACCUAAGAUACUUGGAAAUACAAGACACUGAAGUGAGAUGCCAGGUCAUGGAGUUUCUGUGCAACGCCUUGAGACAUCCCCAGUGUUUUCUACAGUGUCUGAGGUGA